Molecule: messenger RNA, 1273 nt
Organism: Lepisosteus oculatus (spotted gar)
Lineage: Eukaryota; Metazoa; Chordata; Actinopteri; Semionotiformes; Lepisosteidae
Product: glycine N-acyltransferase-like protein 3
Cellular component (GO): mitochondrion
Molecular function (GO): glycine N-acyltransferase activity
Source: RefSeq, a predicted model, not a curated record
UAAAGACAGAAAAGAUGAAAGUCCACAUAUUAUCCUUCAUGUUUGAGGGAGUGUUUAUGAGUCAGAUCUGGCCAGUGUUGAAGAGAUCUUCCUUAGCUGCCAGACUCCACACCACAGCCCAUCCCAUUCAAGCAGCACUGCCUCCUCCCUGAGUGACGUUUUAGGUCAAAUGACCUCCUGCCAGCUACACAAUAGAGCUUUGCAACAGAAUGGCAGUGCUGGAGUCAGAACAGCUCCAGAUAGCAGAGGGGAUACUGAGACAGUUCCUCCCAGAGUCCCUGAAGGUGUAUGGCUGCCUUUUCAACAUCAACAGAGGCAAACCGCACAACAUAGAAGUCAUUGCUGACUCCUGGCCUGCCUUUAAAGUCAUCCUCUGUCGACCAAAACGACAGGGGGUCCUGGACCGAGAGGGAGACUUCAACAUACACAGCAUCUUCUCCAGGGACAAAGAGAGUUUGGGGAAACUGCUGCAAAGGCCUGGUGUUAUUGACUGGAGCCGGUUUUCUCUGCUAGCAGGUGUCGACCUCAAACAUCUGGAUGUUGUGAAGGAUCUGGCACUUUCAAGAAAUGUUCCUGCAAGAACACAAACUGUUGUCUAUGUGAUGACACUGGAAGACAGCAGUCAGCUCAGGCAGCUGCCUGAACACAGUGAUGCCGGAUGCAGGUUGGCACGGCUCAGUCCCUCUCAUGCUGAGCUGGUGAAUGCAAACUGGUCAUUUGGAGGUGACAGGAACAGCUACAACUCCGUUCUGAAUUACAUCUCCCACAAUCCCAGCUUGUGUGUGCUGGACGAGAGGGGGAAGCCCAUCUCCUGGAUCCUGAUGUACCAGCACUGCGCCCUGGGGCUGCUGUACACCCUCCCAGACCACCGACGGCAGGGGCACGCCAAGCUUCUGGUCACCGAGAUGUCCAGGCAGCUCCUGGAGCAGGGCUACCCUGUCUACUGCUUCGUGGAAGAAGAAAACCAAAUAUCCUACCAGUUAUUCACCUCUCUGGGCUUCAGACACAAACCAGAUUACAGAGCAGUCUGGUUCCAGCUCAGUCUCCGACAACAGGCCGGGAGCAGUGGAGCUCCUGCCUUGUGACGGCCCUGGAGUCCUGCCCUGAAGUGCUGUCCUCACCCUCUCGAGAACAGACACCCGGUUCGGAAAGACAGCUGCUCUGUGUUGAAGGCUUUCAUGUGCAGCAUUGUCAGAGUAAAAUACUCAGAGUACAAAUAAAUAGUUUGAAGAGCAGUGAAUGAAUCAGAAAUAAUGAAUGAACAUUUUUUAGC